AUGGCCGCUUCGGAUUCUAGCAAAAAACUAGUUGAAGCUGUCUUGGAACAACAAGCAGCCGCAAGCGCUGCCGCUACAACUGGUGCCGGGUCAACAAGUUCAUCAUCUCCCAACGAACUAAAGUUAAGGCUUCCCCACGUAACCCAUCGCCAUCUUCCUCAGACGACCCCUAACGAACCCAUCUUCCUGAUCCUGAGAAGCAUCUCGAAGCUGUGUGUCCCAUAGAUAAGGUCAAUAAACAAAAGAGGUCACCCGAGAUGGAUUUCUUCAGGUAGAGGAUGGUGGGACCACUAGGGACGAGGAGGUGCGCAGCUCUCGUGUCUAAUAGUAAUAUUACAGGCGAAGGCCGCUACGAGUAGUUCCUCG
This is a messenger RNA of Amoebophrya sp. A25, 366 nucleotides long. NCBI's taxonomy places the organism in Eukaryota, Dinophyceae, Syndiniales, Amoebophryaceae. The record is from the annotation of a GenBank genome assembly.